CUCCUCUCUCCCCUGUAGCAGUAAGCUGCUGUCAGAGCUGCGUCAGGAAGCAGCGGUAUGCCUGGGUCUCCUGUGCACCGCUCUGAGCUAUGAAACAGAGCGUAUCUUCAAGUGGAUGUUUGUCAAGUUCAGCUCCAGCACCCGGGACGAGGUCAGGCUGCUGUACCUGGUGGCAGCGUACCGAGCCCUGGAGGCAGCCGGGGAGAGGAAGGCCUUCUCACCUGUCAUGCAGCUGGUGAUGAGUAGCCUGCAGUCCAUCCUGGAGAACCUGGACACGCCGGAGCUGCUGUGUCAGAGCGUCCGCUGCAUCCUGCAGGUGGCCCGCUGCUACCCACACGUCUUCAGCACCAACUUCAGAGAUACGGUGGAUAUCUUGGUGGGCUGGCACAUUGACCACACACAGAAACAGUCUCUGACUCAGCAGGUCUCAGGCUGGCUGCAGAGCCUGGAACAGUUCUGGGUAGCAGACCUGACCUUCUCCACCACGCUGUUGGGACAGUUUCUAGAGGACAUGGAGGCCUACGCAGAG
Messenger RNA from Oncorhynchus gorbuscha (pink salmon), 529 nucleotides. Its product is annotated as serine/threonine-protein kinase SMG1-like. The record is from RefSeq and is a predicted model, not a curated record. The transcript has 4 exons. NCBI's taxonomy places the organism in Eukaryota, Metazoa, Chordata, Actinopteri, Salmoniformes, Salmonidae. The annotation marks the transcript as partial.